Mya arenaria is the source of this 459-nucleotide messenger RNA. RefSeq names its product acetylcholinesterase-like. The transcript has a single exon. Gene Ontology annotation, biological process: synaptic vesicle endocytosis; chemical synaptic transmission; presynaptic membrane assembly. Gene Ontology annotation, cellular component: cell surface; synapse. Gene Ontology annotation, molecular function: neurexin family protein binding; signaling receptor activity. Lineage: Eukaryota; Metazoa; Mollusca; Bivalvia; Myida; Myidae. The coding region runs from base 1 to 459 and encodes 152 amino acids. The record is from RefSeq and is a predicted model, not a curated record.
AUGUUUGCCUUCUCUGAGGUUCAAGUCCCAUCUUCACAAGCUAAACAUCGUAUCGUCACAACCCCGUACCCGACAAUUAAUAUUGAAGGAGUAGAAUGUUCAUUUAAAAAGUACCUUGGUAUUCCGUAUGCUAAACCACCAGUCGGCAAUUUACGAUGGAAAAAACCGGUUUCAUACGGAAAUCUAAGCGCGACAACAAACGAAGCAGUUGCUUACAAGAGCACGUGUCAACAAAUAUUCCUUCCGGACAAUGCAAAAGUAGGAGAAGAGGACGAAGAUUGUCUGUACCUUAACAUCUGGGUUCCGGACAAGACCCCAGCUCCUGACAAGGCACGCGCUGUCAUAGUCUUUAUAUAUGGAGGUGCUUUCAUUUCAAGCUCUGCAGACACAUAUAACGGAGAGAAACUCGUCAAUUAUGUUAACGUUGAAUCAAAGAGUCGGGUCGCUGGAAAUCCUUAA